AUGAGCUCGGACGAGGAGGAGGUGAAGUUGUAUAGUGCGCUGGAGCGCAACAAGAAGCGCCAGAUGAUGGUAUCGCUUUCGUCGUCAUCCGACGAAGGAGACGACGACGAAGACUUCGAAGACUUUACGAUAUUGGAGACACCCACCAAGAGACGACGACAAAGUGCGUCACCUGCUCAGGCCAAGAACGGCAAGAGUCCAUCUAGAGCAGGGAGGAAACUACUGAAUGACAGUGAUGAAGACGACGAUGAUUUGUACACACCCAAGGAACGUGAGGCAGAACGUUUAAGAAAACUACGAUUGGAACAAGAAAUCCGCCAGAAACUGGAAAAGGACAAGGUACUGAACCAGACGCGAGCCAUUUUGAACAAGGUAUCGACUACAAAACGACAGACGACUGUAAACAACAUGGAAGUCAUCUCGCUUGACUCGGAUUCCGACGAUGAGAGCGACGAAGUUGCCCCAGUUGUACCCGUUGCACCCCCACAACAGCCCGUUGUCGACAAAGGACCGCGGAUCAUUCUGCACAUUCGUUCCAACGGAGGUGCUGUUGACGAGAUUGCCAUUCACAAUAAAGAUACUUUCGAGCAGUUAUACAUGAGUUUUUGCGAGCUGCAUGGACUGCCACGAUCGGCUAUCAAGAUGACACUCGAUGGUGAGGCUCUACCACUUACUGGAACUCCGGCAAGUGAAGAUUUGGAUACAGGUGACAUUAUUGAAGCCAAGGUGGACUUUUCAAAGCAGAACGAGGCCAACAAGAAGAAAUACCUGCGCUUACGCCUUGUGGUGUUUGGCAAGCGGUCGGAGGUCUUCAAGAUUGAUUCGACUGCGACGGUGGCGAAACUGCAUGGGAGCUACUGCCAGCGACAUGGCAUCACCAACCCAGACGAUGUCGUUAUGGGCAUACAAGAUCAACGACUUCAGCUGAGCGAACGCCUUAACUACUACGGACUGAUCGACAAUGACGAGAUUUUGGUGAAAGUCAACAACUACGUGGCUCCACAGCCUCAAUCCCGGACCAUUGACCUCCAGCUCCGAUUCCCGGAAGGUGAUAAGGCUACGCACCAAGUUGUUCCAACCUCAAAGGUUGAAGCUCUGUUAGUAAAGAUCGCAACCGAGAGAGAUUGUGAAGUAUCCAACAUAUCGCUCAUGAUCGACGGAGAGAAAAUGUCAGCAUCACAAACCUUUAAGGACUACGACGUAGAAGGUGGAGAGCUGAUCGAGGUCAAGAUCGUGUCUUGA
Messenger RNA from Phytophthora nicotianae INRA-310, 1242 nucleotides. RefSeq lists its product as hypothetical. The record is from RefSeq and is a predicted model, not a curated record. Bases 1 to 1242 code for a protein of 413 amino acids. NCBI's taxonomy places the organism in Eukaryota, Oomycota, Peronosporomycetes, Peronosporales, Peronosporaceae. Gene Ontology annotation, molecular function: protein binding. The transcript is spliced from 7 exons.